Molecule: messenger RNA, 6829 nt
Organism: Cydia pomonella (codling moth)
Lineage: Eukaryota; Metazoa; Arthropoda; Insecta; Lepidoptera; Tortricidae
Product: innexin shaking-B-like
Exons: 5
Coding region: 930-2051 (373 amino acids)
Cellular component (GO): gap junction; plasma membrane
Molecular function (GO): gap junction channel activity
Source: RefSeq, a predicted model, not a curated record
UAUAUAAAACUAAAAAUCUAAAUCUAAAAUGGGCCCCCGUGGCAUUUAGUAGCUUGGAAAAAAAAAUGUUACAAUGAAACCUAGAUACCUACAUACUGGGUAGUAUGUCACGAAAUUCUAAAUAGUAUAUAGGCUUGUGAUAAUAAACAUUUCACUUUUUUUUUUCUUUUUUUUUUCACUUUUAAGCAGCAAUAACAGCUUAUAAUAUUUACAACUUUACAUCGUAAUGACUUAAGACGAUUAACGGCCGUUUUUGUACAAAGUAACCAUAAGAUCGGCAAACUUUUGUUAGUUCCAAAAGCUAAAUUCGACAAUAAUUAUGAUCGCUUUCAUGACAACGCUUUCACCGCUACUUGUCGCAACGUUCACGCCGACACCCGAGCGAGUUAAUUUUCCAAACUUCAUACUAAUCCAGUUACAAUAUGAUAAACCCAAUUUUCAACACGGUUGCCACACCGACUACAUAAAACGGUUGUAAUCAGUUUUUUCGUACCAAAUAUAAACAUUAAACAGUUGAACCAGUAGUAACCGACCGAUGGACGUUGCAGGCGUUAUUUUUAGUCGGACUGCGAACCAGUCGGGUGCGCGCUCCGCCGCCAGUCGCAGCGCGCUAUUCUCCCAUUCGGUCGUGCCUGUGUUACAGUGAAAUUAAAAAUAAAAACCAGAAUAAAACAAGGUUAAAGAAGCUUGGAUGUGCUGGCUGGAACCCAGUUAAAUUACUUACCAGCCAGCACAAUCAGCUUCCAAGAUCACGUAUUACAAACAGCCAGUGUUAUGAGUUGACAAAAAAAUCACCAAAAGUGACCAAAUGGAUUAACUCACGAAUUCGAACAAAGUGACUAUUCCGAUAUAAAAAAACAACGAUUCGACAAUGAAACGAAGAAAGACAGAGUGCUAAUAAUGAUAGGACUUUCGUCUAAUCAUUUAAGAUGUUAGACGUGUUUCGCGGUCUAAAGAAUCUCAUAAAAGUGAACUAUGUACAUAUCGACUCCCCAGUGUUUCGUCUACACUAUUCUAUAACAGUUAUCUUACUUAUAUCGUUUAGUUUGAUUGUGACUACGAGACAAUACGUAGGUAACCCCAUAGACUGUAUACACACUAAGGAUAUACCUGAAGACGUCUUGAACACCUACUGUUGGAUCCAUUCGACGUAUACUUUGAAGAGUUUUUUCAACAAGAAGGUGGGAGUGGAAGUGCCGUAUCCUGGGAUUGGCAACAGUCGGGAGAAGGGCAGGGAAGAUAUGAGUGACAGGAAGAUUUACAAAUACUACCAAUGGGUGUGUUUCUGUCUGUUUUUUCAGGCCAUGCUGUUCUACGCCCCCCGCUGGCUGUGGAAGUCCUGGGAGGGUGGCAAGAUCCGCGCCCUCAUGAUGGACCUGGACGUGGGUGUGUGCACCGAGAUCGAGAAGAAGACCAAGAAGAAGCUCAUCCUGGACUACCUGUGGGAGAACCUGCGGUAUCACAACUGGUGGGCCUACCGGUACUACCUGUGCGAGGGACUCGCUCUUGUCAAUGUUAUAGGGCAAAUGUUCCUGAUGAACCGCUUCUUCGAUGGCGAGUUCAUGGCGUUCGGCCUCAACGUCAUCGAGUACAUGGAGUCCGACCAGGAGGACCGCGUGGACCCCAUGAUCUAUGUGUUCCCAAGGAUGGUAAAGUGCACGCUGUUCAACAAGUUCGGCUCCUCGGGCGAGGUGGAGAGGCACGACGCUCUCUGCAUCCUGCCCCUCAACGUCGUCAACGAGAAGAUCUACGUCUUCCUCUGGUUCUGGUUCGUGAUCCUCGGCAUCCUCACCUUCAUCACACUCCUCUACCGCCUUGUCAUCAUCUUCUCUCCGCGCAUGAGGGUCUACAUGAUGCGCAUGCGCUUCAGGCUCGUCAGGCGGGACAACGUCGACACUAUCGUCCGCAGAUCCAAGAUGGGAGACUGGUAUCUACUGUACAUCCUUGGAGAGAACUUGGACUCUGUGAUUUUCAGGGAUAUCAUGCACGAGUUUGCUAACAAGCUAAACCACAACUAUCAGCAUCAUAUCCAUGGGGUUCCUGACGCGUGACCGCCGAUACCAGGGUGGGUUUUCCACACCUGACUAACGUCGCUACAGCGGGACAUGGAGCCCCCUGUAUAAACUGACUUUGAAGUGCAAAGUGAAAGUGAUCUCACGGUACUGGCCUAAUAGUGUAGAGACUAGGACCCUAUAGCUUACCGUCUUCGGAUCAUUCGCUGUCGUACUUAGUAGUGAACCGACAAUAUGAUUUAAUCGUAGUCGGAUCCCUUUAGUGGAUCCUCAAUAUUGCCGACUCAACACUCUACCACGAGCGUGCCGUAGGAGUGACAAGGACAGUUUUAUACGUGUGAGAAAGACGCGGGAAGUGUUAGUUCGUGUUGGCAGCUCGUUUAACGUGAUUGGUGUAGUAUUUUUGAGUCUGGGUGAAAACGUUGAACGCUUUAGGCCUGUCAUGAUAAACUUCUAGUUUGUAUCUGAAUAGGUUCAGGUUCUAAAUCAACAUUUUCAUAAGCAGACCUCGCGGAGUCCUUUCCGCACGGACCAUGGCACUGUCAUCAUUCGUUACUAAAAGGCAGCUACUUAAUUUUAAAACAUGGCCAAAGCCAUUACUCUAUCUAUGGAAGUCUUGUACAUAAAGAUAGCUGUGUUUUAGUAAAGGGACCUUUAACUAAGCUUUUUUGUAUUGUAGCUACUCUUAAGCACUUUUCAAGCUUCUUUACAGACCAAUAAAAAGCCAUAAUUAAAGGAUCCAAUAUGUAGUUAUAGUUCGGAUAAUUAAAGUGAAUUAGUUUACAACGAGGCAAAGUCCAGUGUGUACACGGCAUGCCGCGAUUUCCUCUAUUGUGCGGCAAAGCCGAAUGUUUCUAUCGAUUCUAAAUUAUAGUAAUUAUGUUUUUGGGUAUUUGGUGUGGCUUGAAAGACUUUAUGACCAACUCUAAACUGAAUGAUUUAGAGAAACAAUUUUUUAUUAGAUCUGUGGAAGAAAAUAACGGUAAAGGUGAAAUUCCAGUGCGCUAAAGCUAGGUACUCAAGCAGGCCACUAUAAUGUGGCAUUUAUAAAGCUGGUGCCUAUAUUCAUUAGACAAUAAAGAUACAAUUAAUCCAUACAAUUAAUCCUCAAACACUCAAACGCAAAGGAAAUUACUAAAAAGAGAACUUUGUAGUUGAACCCAAAGUCCUAAUUCAUAGAUUGACGGGAUUUUGUCUCGCUGUAAGAACAUUAGAUUUGACGUCCUGGACGAAAAUGGAGCAAAAGACAAAAAAAAAAUACAGUUUAUGGUGCUGCUUUGGACUUUUUGAAAUAUUAGGGAUUAGACAAUAAAAAAUAAUCAAUUUAAAGAGCAUUCCACCCGAGUGUCGCUUACGAACGGAACUCGGAACGGAAAAGAUUUUCAGCUACUAAAAAUAAAAAAGCAAACCAAAUCCCUGCUCCUUAAAGUUCUUAGUCAAAUUAAACGCGAAGUGUAAGCGACGCGUUAGCGACGCGUAAGCGACGCGUAAGCGACUCAUAAGCGAUGCUAGUGGAAUCCCCUUUAGACCAUAGUUAGGUGAUUAGUUGGAUUUAGGUAUAACAUGGGGUUUACUGGGUAUCCGUUCAUUAGUAAUUGUUCAAAUAUAUUAACGUAGAAUAGUAUUUCAAUCAAUUAUAUAUACAGCAUACGCUUGAUAACCAUCCAAACCAAAGAAUAUAGAAUGUGCCAAAAAGUCCAAAUAACAUCAAUAUAGAAACUACACUUGAAAGCAAUAAAAACAGGCUGAAGCUUGUCUAAAACACCUGUUUUUAUUGCGUUUGACUUUAUUAGACUAAAGGGUAAUGUAAAAAGCUUGUAAACAUGAAUAGCCAUAGAUUAGAUUUGAAUCCAAGCUUUGCCAACUCUUGUAGUUCCAAAAAUCUUGAAAUGAACGGUCUGACGCACCAUACCGCUAUAUAUUACCAAAAUAAGACUACUUUUUUAUUAAGGGUGUUCAAAACGUCAGGAGAAAUAAAAGGAUUCUUUCUUAAUUUUACAUUCUUUACGCAAAAAGCUCCAUUUUGUUAAAAUAAUGCGCGAAUUAUUGUUUAACCCUUUAAGGUGCAAAAAAAUACCGAGGUAUUGGGGGUUCUAGCCUCCUUGAUGCUCGAUUGUCCUAAUGAUUAUGGUUGGGGAAAAAUGCAAAAAGAGGGUUAAAAGUAUUUUAUGUUCAUAUUUAUAUACGUAGGUUAUCCUACAUUGCGAAUUAAAGGGUUAAACGAAGCAGUCUGUAUUAAAUACCAAAAUGACAGCCAACGAAAGAAAUGUUUCAGAACAUGUGGUAACAAAAAGUGUAGGCUACUAUAACUCUGUAUCUUUAGGUAUUUAAAUAAGAGUAAACAAACAAUUUGUAAAUUUUCGGGUAGUGAUUUAUUUAUUAUUUAAUUUAAUCGUAUGGCGAUAUUGUCAAAUAGGCAAAGAUUAUAAGGCAACAUCCAGGUUAUGCAGCCACUGCACAGUUUCGGGCGUCAGGUUGAUGAGAUCAUCUGGUAGGCGCGGAGAGGACAUCUCCGAAUGAUGUGCUCCAUGGUUUGGUCUUCGAUGCCACAAUCACACAGCGCGGAGUCGGUCCAUCCCCAUUUGUGGCGGAAAAAGUUACAUCGUCCGUGUCCAGUUCUUAGGCGAUUCAGUCGGCACCAUUGCUUCCUAGGGAGGUCUAUUCCCUUAUACUUGGUCGUUGGGUCAAUAUUCACGGCCGAAGUUUCAGCUUGGUUCAUCCAAUCUUGUUUCCAUAGCUGAUCGGUGUCAAAGGUCUCCUUAGAAAGUUUUGCAGCCGCUGCAUAGACUGGCCGUCGGGACUUGAGUCUCGCUGCAGGUGGGUUGGUAAACUCUGGGUGAAGUGGGAGCGUGGGGCAGCAUCUGAUUUUUUCUGCUUCCCUCAACAGUGCAGGGUAGUUAUAACAUUUAUUGAUUAACCAUCUAAAUACAAAACCGCCCGGAUCAGUCACUGAACGACCUGACUUUAACCUACAUUAUUUGAUCAUGUAAUGUUUUCAUCAGAUGAGGGUAGAUUUUGUUUACUUUUAUUUAAAUACCUAUAGAUACAGAGUAUAUGUAUGGACAGCAUUUCGGGAAUUUUGUUUAAUAUAAAUAAUAGUUAAGAACUUGAAUCGUUGACCUAUUCGGGUUAGGUUAGGUACAUUGAUUUGUUACUAUAAGUAUUGAACAACCGAAUUAACCCCAAAUGAGUACCGUAAAAUGUGUACUUUGCUUGCCACUGGGUAAUUGUUCUUCAACAGUUUUUUUUUAAUGUUACGAAAUGAUAACUACUAUCAUGUCUACAUAAAAUCGGCAUAUAUCUGAAUCACGUCUAACUGUACAAUGUACAGUCAGCAUCAAUAGUAGCGGAUGAAACAACGCGCCAAAAGUAUCUGAUAUUCCGGAUAACAUUUCUAAAUACAGAUAAAUCACUAAAAUUAACGUUCCUAAGUAUAUCUUUUACGGUCUUAAUUGUUCUGCAUAUAGAACCAUCACUUUAUGUUAAGCUUUUACUGAAUGGCAGAUACUUUUGACACCUUGUUUGAUCCGCUACUUUUGAUGCUGACUGUACAGCAAGCUGCAAAAUUGUGUGAACGCAUUAUGAAAGAAAUUCAUUCAUAAAGUGGGUAAGCACUAUAUCAACAUACCUACUAAUAUAAUAAUUUGAAAGUUAAAUUAAAGUUCGAAGUUUGGAGCAAAGUAGACAUAUUUUACGGUAAGCAAUUAAAGUCCAUCGGUCGGCCUUAAACAGUCGCUGAACACUAAGCUGUACUGCCUUCGGUGUCCGUCCGUCUGUUCGUCUCUCGGCGAGUAUCUCUGGACCGUUAUAGGUUAGUGUUUUAAACACAGUGUUUUCUACAAUACCAAUCAGUAUAAUUACAGCUUGAUGCGACAGUAGGAAUAAAUUGCUCACAAAUAUUUGAACAUACAUACAUGUUUUCGACGUCAUGAUCUCUGGCAACCCCACAUUACAUUUUGGCAUUUUUUUACUAUAUGGGGAUUUUUAGUCAACAAUGAGGUCAAUGAGUAUUACUUAAUUUCUACUUAAUAGAAAAAAAAUGUAGCACUUCAGUUUGAGAGUAAAAGGAAAAUGAAAUUGGGGUUGCUGUAGAGUAUCUCUCCAGCAACCCCAAAUUCCACCAAACUAGAGAUAGCGAAACUGGAAAAAUUAGUACUUACAAUUUUAUUCUCAAAUUAGUAAGUAUAGUAUAGUUCAAUACCUACCUACCUAUCUACCUACCAAUACAUUAUACUCCACACUAAACAGCUAUAGUUUUUUUUUUCAAGUUAAUAGUAACUAAGUACCAAUUGUGUACUAGAUCCUUAAAUAAUAAAAAUGCCAUAACGCAAUGUGGGGUUGUCAGAGAGCAUGUCGUUCUCGAGCACCUUGCCCGCACCCACAUGUCUGUUAGGGACUGUUCAUGAUUGUCAAUGGAUCUUAGCCAGCGAUUUUUGAAGCCGACUGUAGUCGCCAGCAGAUAUAUCGGGGCUACCGAGGUGCUGUGUCGAACUCGCAUUGUAACGCUUUGAUAAUAAAGGCGUGUUCAGAUAUUUGUGAGCAUCUUGCCCGCAUAUAUGUGAUGGUGGUGGUGUCUGUACCACAAGAGCUCGGAAAAUCGUCCCUAGAUCGCUUCGGAAGUUGUUCUUAGCACUGCCAAUUAUUAAUAAUUAAUGACAGUUAAAUAAGUAAAUAAUUAAUAAUAACAGGAUGUAAUAAUUAUACUUUUAUAUUUAUUUUUCUCCUGCACUGUACUUACGUUUAGUUCGGAAGGAGUCUGUUCAAAUGUCGCAUACUUAAAUACAGAUCAAAUAUAUAUUAAACAGAUUUAAAUCAAA